CUAAAACUACUACGAGAUCAAUACAAUACUCUAAAUUCUAAACAUCCGAUUACAAGGCGUGUUUUCGAUCCCUCGACCGACCACACGCCACCCACAAAAUGGCCAUGAAGAAUAUUGCCUUGGUUGUCCUCGUAGUUGUUGUCUGCAUAAGCGCAGCAAUGGCUGCUGAACCUGUAAAAGGCGCCGCAGCCGCCAACGCUGAACCUGUAAAGGGCGCCGCAGCGGCCAAUGCUGAACCUGUAAAGGGCGCCGCAGCCACCCCCGCCACAGCCACAACCGCUGCAGCCACCCCUGCCGCAGCCACAACCGCUGCAGCCACCCCCGCUGCAGCCACAACCUCUGCGGCCACCCCCGCUAGCACCCCCACCGCUGCGGCCGCAGCUGGCCCUGAAGCUUCUGCUCCAGCACGUAGUGGAAGCAACAUGAACGCCGUUGGAUCUCUGGUUGGAGCUUCACUCUUGCCCUUCUUGGCCAUUUACUUGAACUAAAUUGUUAAUUAAGUGAUAAAAUAGGACGAGAGAAGUACUUGAUCAUCUUUUUAAUUAGGGCGUGUGCGUAUAAUAUGUUCCCCAAUAAAUGAAGCUAUAACGCUUUUUACUCAUA
Messenger RNA from Pyrus x bretschneideri (Chinese white pear), 603 nucleotides. Its product is annotated as ice-structuring protein 4-like. NCBI's taxonomy places the organism in Eukaryota, Viridiplantae, Streptophyta, Magnoliopsida, Rosales, Rosaceae. The transcript has a single exon. Bases 99 to 488 code for a protein of 129 amino acids. The record is from RefSeq and is a predicted model, not a curated record.